Messenger RNA from Gadus chalcogrammus (walleye pollock), 2034 nucleotides. RefSeq names its product serine/threonine-protein kinase PAK 3. NCBI's taxonomy places the organism in Eukaryota, Metazoa, Chordata, Actinopteri, Gadiformes, Gadidae. The record is from RefSeq and is a predicted model, not a curated record. The transcript is spliced from 16 exons. Gene Ontology annotation, molecular function: protein serine/threonine kinase activity; ATP binding. Gene Ontology annotation, biological process: intracellular signal transduction; regulation of actin cytoskeleton organization; regulation of axonogenesis. Gene Ontology annotation, cellular component: cytoplasm. Bases 188 to 1963 code for a protein of 591 amino acids.
CCUGCCGAACGAGCCUGCUUUUUAGGGUCAGGAACUGGUCUGACAAGAGAAUGGCAGUCGUGCCUGUAAACUGACAAUAGGAGUGUACAGUGGACGAUGAAGCUACCAGCACACUGGACCCCAAGGCAGAGACGCUGAGCAAGAGAAUGUCAAGACAUAUUUCAGGUCCCAGUGAGUGCUGCUGAAGAUGUCUGAUAGUGUGGAUAUUGAAGAGAAACCGCCAGCCCCUCCCCUGAGAAUGAACAGUAGUUCCCGCGACUCUGCCUCACUGAACCACGCCUCCAAACCGCUUCCAAUGGCCCCCGAGGAGAAGAACAAGAAGGUUCGCCUGCGCUCCAUCUUCCCUGGGGGAGACAAGACCAACAAGAAGAAGGAGAAGGAACGUCCCGAGAUCUCGCUGCCCUCCGACUUCGAGCACACCAUCCAUGUGGGCUUUGACGCCAUCACAGGGGAGUUCACUGGCAUCCCGGAGCAGUGGGCGCGGCUCCUCCAGACCUCCAACAUCACCAAGCUGGAGCAGAAGAAGAACCCCCAGGCCGUGCUGGACGUGCUCAAGUUCUACGACUCCAAGGAGACGGUCAACAACCAGAAGUACAUGAGCUUCACCUCAGGAGACAAAUCCGCCCAGGGGUACAUUGCAGCAAACAACCUGAACCGGCUGCUGUCGUCCGGGCCACCCGUCAGCCUUAGAACCUGCAGCGCAUUAUUUGACAAGACCCACCCAGCUCAGAGCUCCAGACUCACAGCCACCUCCACCACCGCCGGGGCCAAGACCGCCGCCUCAGAGCCCCCCAUCGCCCCGCCCGUCUCCGAGGAGGAGGACGAGGAGGAAGAGGAGGAGGAAGAGGAGGAGGAGGAGGAGGACGAUGAGGACGAGCUGCCGCCUGUCAUCGCGCCGCGACCGGAGCACACCAAAUCAAUCUACACACGCUCCGUCCUGGAGCCUAUGAAGCCCCCCAGCCCGGUGAAGGAGGUGGUGACUCCGCCCGAGUCCCAGGUGCAGCCGGAGAACACGUCAGACACCAUGUACCGCCACACCGACCGGCAGAAGAAGAAGUCCAAGAUGACGGACGAGGAGAUCUUGGAGCGCCUCAGAAGCAUUGUGAGUGUGGGCGACCCCAAAAAGAAGUACACACGCUUCGAGAAGAUCGGACAAGGAGCUUCAGGGACCGUGUAUACUGCUAUUGACAUCGCCACAGGACAGGAGGUGGCCAUCAAGCAGAUGAACCUGCAGCAGCAGCCCAAGAAGGAACUGAUCAUCAAUGAGAUCUUAGUCAUGAGGGAAAAUAAAAACUCUAACAUAGUCAACUACCUGGACAGCUACCUGGUGGGGGAUGAGCUCUGGGUGGUGAUGGAGUACCUCGCGGGGGGCUCGUUGACAGACGUCGUCACGGAGACCUGCAUGGACGAAGGCCAGAUCGCCGCCGUCUGCCGGGAGUGUCUUCAAGCGCUGGACUUCCUGCACUCCAACCAGGUGAUCCACAGAGAUAUAAAGAGCGACAACAUCCUGCUGGGCAUGGAUGGCUCCGUCAAGCUCACCGACUUCGGGUUCUGUGCCCAGAUCACUCCGGAGCAGAACAAGCGCAGCACCAUGGUGGGCACACCCUACUGGAUGGCUCCGGAGGUGGUGACCCGCAAGGCCUACGGGCCCAAGGUGGACAUCUGGUCCUUGGGCAUCAUGGCCAUAGAGAUGGUGGAGGGGGAGCCGCCCUACCUGAACGAGAACCCGCUCAGGGCUCUGUACCUGAUCGCCACCAAUGGGACCCCAGAGCUGCAGAACCCGGAGAGGUUAACGUCCGUGUUCAGGGACUUCCUGAACCGCUGCCUGGAGAUGGAUGUGGACCGCAGGGGGUCGGCCAAGGACCUGCUCCAGCAUUCCUUCCUGAAGUUAGCCAAGCCUCUAUCCAGCCUGACGCCCCUGAUUGUAGCCGCCAAGGAAGCCAUAAAGAACAGCAGCCGCUAGGGGGCGCCAUAGUCCUCACCCAAAGCUGGAACCUUGCCUCUAAUGUGUGUGUGUGUGUGUGUGUGUGUGUG